Molecule: messenger RNA, 1439 nt
Organism: Cherax quadricarinatus
Lineage: Eukaryota; Metazoa; Arthropoda; Malacostraca; Decapoda; Parastacidae
Product: type-2 ice-structuring protein
Source: RefSeq, a predicted model, not a curated record
GGAUCUCGUUCUACCAGAGAGUCUUAGACGGUGAGAAGGUGAUCUGUCUGCUGCUCCUGCUGCUGCUGCUGCUUCUGCUGUUGUUGUUGCUGCUGGUGUUGUUGCUACUGCUGCUGCUACUUAUCUCGGCUCUACUAGUGAAGAUGGUACCACAGCAUCUGCUGCUGCUCUUCGGGGUAUUGACAUCCCCUGCCUGGGCAUCCAGCAAAUGUCAGCCGCCGUUCGAGCGUCUCCAGGACGAGUUUUGUAUACAUGUGAAGGUGACCGCCCCGCCUGAGGGAAGUGGGCUGCCGCUGAAGUGGGCGGAGGCGAGGGCGGAGUGCGUCAAGCUGGGCGGAGACUUGGCAGUGGUGGGUCGCACUGAGAAGCUUCAAGCCAUCUCCUACUAUAUUGACAAGUCACUGCCUGCCUGGGCCAGCAAGUUUAUCUUCUGGGCGGGUGGUCAACGCAUCGGCUCAGGUCCCUGGACGUGGACCAACGGUAGGCCGGUCAGCCUCAAGUCUCACGUGUGGACUCCCAGCAGACCAGAGAAGACGACAGACAACCGUUACACAAUGGUCGUCCCCGUUGACGAGGUCUACAAUAGACGCUACCUACUUGACUACAGGGAAGACCAGGCUGCCCCGGCUUUUAUCUGUGAGAAGUGAGGGAGAGAGUUUAGAGAAUAAGGGGGGAGGGAAGAGGAAGGGAGAGAGAGAGAGAGAGAGAGAAGAGUAAGAGUGAUGAACAAAGAAUGAGGUAGUAGGAGAUAACUUGUUACUGAAGAGAUUGUUCACUUGAAGUGAGGUACUGUAUUACUCUCUCAAUCAUAUCUGCCCAAUAUGAGAGGGAAAACGAAUGCAAACACAUGAAAACAAGUUUACACUAACAAGAAACCUAACAACCGUCCUCUCCCCGGAAUGAGAACCAAAACUCAUCAGAAUUACCUAACACAAAAAACUAUCACGCUGGAGUCAUCAGGGUACUGAGGAAUGAAGGUAAACAGAUCAACACUUCGGCACAGGGGAUCGAAGAUAUAGCUGGGGGAGGAAUUAGCGUUAAGAGUUGGGCUCUAAUGACAUUAAGGUAAGCAAAGAGCCCGGUGCAUAAGGUGUCUUGUUCCAGCGCUUAGUUGAUGUCAUCCAGGUGUGUAAUGCUUCCUGAGAAGAGAGACAGAGAGAGAAUGGUGAAAUCAUAUUACAAUAGUCAUUUUAGUUUUCUGCUGUCAGAAUUUGAUUCGUUUCUUUGAGCUGUGUGUCAUUUUUCCUGUUCUUAAACCAUGCCAUCGUACCACAUGGACAUACGCUUGAUUCUUUGCUUAAAAGAUAUUCAUGCUACAGAAGAAAGUGCUCAGAAAUUUGGUCAGGCGAGACAUAUAAGUCUCCGUACACAUGGCACUCUGUUAAUGUUUCACCUGCACACAAAAUCAGGCACUAAAUUUUAAGGCAACGUAGUCUAAA